AUGGAAGAGCAGCUGCUGGAGGUGCCGAUGCCGACCGGCGCGACGCUGCCGGACCAGACGCUCACGGAGAGCGUGCGACUCGUGGGCGAGAACUGCGUUGCGACGGUGCCCAGUAGCACUGCGUUUGGCACGGAAUGUGGCGACGCGAUGCCGUCGGAAGACGCGGACCCGGACGACAGUGGCCGCAGUAUCCGUUGGAUGGACUCUGGCGUGCAAGGCCCGGAGACUCAGGUGUUGUACGUGCAGACGCCUGCAGUCUCCUCACGUGGUCGCGAUGGUUUCGACUCGGAUGCUUUUGCCGGCUCGAAUGCUGUGUUCUGUCGCCAAGCCUUCGACUCGAUUGGUGGCAUUCAGUACGGUACUCCGUCUGAAGAUGCGUUUACGGGGAACGUGGUGCACACUUCUGGUUGGGACUCGGUGUACUUCCGCAAGGAUUUCGAGGGCGAUGCCAAGGACCGUAUUCGAUUUCGACCCGGACUGGCGUCCGCCGCGCGUGCCUGCCCCGGACCCGAAGCCAUCUCUAGCGUUCCCGCGCAAGAUGUUUUUCUACGACUCGGUGCUGUACCCGUUUUUGGCUCGAUUCCUGCCCUGCAUAACGUGGCGAUCGCCGUCUGCUACUUGUGCACGGGAGACGCGCCGAUCUACGCUCGUGGAACGAAGUUCCUGUACUCUUUCUUGAUCGUGACGUUCUGCCGUUGGGUGCUGAACCUGCUGGCCAAUAUCAAGCUUAUGCAAAUACUCGUUCAGUACGUUAUCUGCGUUGCUACGUGUACUUAG
Messenger RNA from Hyaloperonospora brassicae, 777 nucleotides. The record is from the annotation of a GenBank genome assembly. Lineage: Eukaryota; Oomycota; Peronosporomycetes; Peronosporales; Peronosporaceae.